AUGACUCUGCUGCUGCUGCCGCAGCAGCAGCAGCAGCGGCUGCUGAUGCAGUUGCUCCUGCAGUUUCUGCUGCAGUUGCUGCUGCAGUGGUCCCUGCUUCCGCUCCCUUGCGACAGAAGGCAAGAGGGGGGCCCCGGCAGCAGCAGCAGCAGCAUUGGCUUUGCUGCUGCAGCAGUGUCUGCUGCUGCUGCAGUCUUCUACCCUCUGUUCAAGCAGCAGAAGACACAAAAAAGAGGGGGAAGACCCUCAGAAUGCAGCAGAGGAGCUGCUGCUGUGUUGCUGCUGCAGCGGGAGGAGCAGCAGCUGCAGCAGCGGCAGCCGCGGAUGUGCUGCUGUUUGCGUGGCGCUGCUUCUCCUGGGGAGCAACCGCAACAGCAACAGCCACAGCAGCAGCAGCAGCAGCAGCAGCAGGAAGAUAAGAUGGCAGCAGCAGAAGGCCGCGUUCUGGCGCUGCAGUCGCAUGUAGUGAGGGGUCAUGUUGGAGCCGAUGCAUUCAGCUUCCCGCUGCAGCGGCUAGGCAUAGAUGUGGGGUGUAUAUACACCUGCCAGUUUGUAGAUUUGUUUGUACACGAGGGCCCCCAGUUGCAGGCAGAGAAGCUGAAGGUGUUGUUGCAGCAUUUGAAGCCUGAGAGCUUCAUGCUUCUGACGCCUGAAGCAGCAGCGGCAGCAGCAGCAGCAGCAGACGCGGAUGCAGCAGCGGCAGCAGCAGCAGCAGCAGCAGCAGAACCUCCCUUCCGCUACCUCGCCUCCGGAUUCGUAGGUACAGGAGAGCUGCUGCAGACAUUUGCUGCUUGGUUAGAGCCCCUUAAGAAGGCCUUAGGCCCUGCAGCGUCUCCUAUCUUUCUGUGCGACCCCGUAAUGGGUGAUGGAGGCCAGCUGUACGUACACCCCAACUGUGUUGAAGUAUACUGCAGCAAACUGCUGCCGCUAGCUGAUAUCAUCACACCCAAUCAGUUUGAAGCAGGGUGGAUCCUAGGACACCGCAAACAGCUGCAGCAGCAGCAGCAAAUCCAGCAGCAGCAGCAGCAGCAGCAGCAAGGGGAGAAAGCUGGCUGGAGACACAGCACCUGCGCUUGUGUAGAGCUAAAUAGCUGGAGCGAUGUUCUUGCUGCAGUCGAUGCUCUGCAUGAAGAAGGCCCCGAAGUUGUGGUACUCACGUCAGUGCAGUUUGCUGCUGCUGCUGCUGCUGCAGAGGCCCACCAAGUCCUUGCUGCAGCAGACCCCAACUACCACCAGCAGCAGCAGCAACAGCAGCAGCAACAGCAGAUCAAAGCUGAAGACUACUUGUUUAUUGUCGCCUCACGGCGGGCGCGGCAGCAGCAACGGUGUGCCCACCAGCAGCAGCAGCAGCAGGUUGCUGCUGCUGCUGAAGCAGCAGAUGUGCUGUAUGCCUUAUCAGUGCCCAUGAAGAAGGGGUUUAUAGGGGGGGCUGGUGAUCUGUUUGCUGCUGCUUUCUUAGCUUUCUUUAUUAGAGAGCAGUUUCAUCUCGGCCGCACUCUCACCAAGGCAGUAGCAGCUUGUCAGGGCUUGUUGAGUAUGAAUGGGUUGUGCUGCUGCCCUGCUGCUGCUACGCUGUACUUCGCUGUUAAAGCAAUUGCUGCUUCGUUGCAGUUCCUGCCGUUACACCGUGAGCCACAGGUCUUGAGGUCUGACCAGCAGCAGCAACAGCAGCAGCAACAACAACAACAGCAGCAGCAGAAGCAGCAACAAAACCGCGAGAUGCAGAAUGCUCCUCUGUUGCUGCUGCUCCUGCUGCUGCAGACGGUAACAGUAAACCGUACAUCAGCAGCAGCAGCAGCAGCAACAGACAACAAACACCCAGCAGCUGCAGCAGCAGCAGCAACCGCAACAACAACGAUAGCGGCAACGACAGCAGGAAACCCAAGUGGGGUUAAUGCCUAUGAGGGUUCCAACGUGUUCAGUGCUGCUGCUGCAGCGGCCUUGCAGCCGCAGCACCAACGGACCAGGCAGCAGCAAAAGCAGCAGCAGCAACAACAACAACAACAGCAAGUGCAUCUGCCCGGCUUGCUUCGGGCUGCUUUGCCUAGGCGCAUGGAUGGCUUGCUGCAUCUGCAGCAGCAACAACAAAAGCAGCUAGAACGGCACCAAUACCCGUUGCAGCAGCAGCAUCAGCUGCAGCAUCAGCUGCAGCAUCAGCUGCAGCAGCAGCAAGAGCAACAGCAGAUAUACAAGCUGCAGGAAGGGCCAUUGAGGAGUGCCGAUGCUGCAUUUGCUUCCCCUAUGGCAGCAAUAGCAGCAGCUGCUGCUUCUGUUGCUGCUUCUGCUGCUACUGCUUCUCCUGCUGCUGCACCCCCUCGGCAGCUCGCCGCUGCAACAACCACUCCCAAAUGCAGCAGCGGAGAAUAUCUUGACGUCCAACAGCGGGGAGCGGAUCCACUUCUGCUGACAGCUGCUUCUGCGUCUCUGUUUUUUACAUCCCCCCUUGUCUUUCCUGCUGCUGCUACUGUUGCGGCUGCUGCUGCUGCUGCUGCUGCUGCAGGGACGAAGCCUUCUAGCGACGAUCCGUCAGUGUGUGAGAAGUGCAAAGGGCGCAAGAGCUGGACUUCUGCUGCUUGGCUGCAGAUGAUGAUUGCUGCUUUUUUCCCGCUGCUGCUGCUGCCAGUGGCUGCGCUGCUGGGGAUUUGUUUGCAUGCUCUGCACGAACAAGCAGCAGCAAAAUAUCAAAGAGCAGCAGAAAAGCUCGCCCUCAACACAGACCUCUACAUUUCUGCUAGAAACGAAGCAGAAGAUAUCGCUGCGGCAAUUGUGAAGGAGCGCGAGCGGCUCCUGGCGCAGCCCCCCCGUCGGUUCACUGCACAAGAAGCAGCAGCGGCACCAGCAGCAGCAGCACCAGCAGCAGCAGCAGCACCGGCAGCAGCACCAGCACCAGCACCAGCACCAGCAGCCACAAGAGCAUCAGGAGCAGCAGCAGGUGCAAAACAAGGAGCAGCGGCAGGAGCAGUACCAGCAGCAGCAGCUGCAGCAGCAGCAGCAGCAGCAGCAGGAUCGGGAGUACAGCUUACUCGCAUACAACCAGAAUCAGCAGCAGAGGACAGAGAGAGGUCCGAAAUGACGCAGCAGCAACAGCAGCAGUUGCUGCAGCAGCAGCAAACAGCAGCACCGCCUCAGUUCACGCGUGCCCCGCUUCAUGCUGCUCCACCUGCUGCUAGUACUGCAGCAGCAGCAGCAAGCGGUGUGGGCCAUCAAACUACAGGCCGCUCGAAUACCGGACAGCAGCAGCAGAAUCCACCGCAGCAGCAGCAGGCUCAGGCGCAGCCCCCAGUGCUGCAGCAGCAGCCACAGCAGCAGCAGCAGCUUCUCGCAAGGCAGCAGCAACACCCUGGAAUAAGAGUAACACAGAAAGCAGCGAGUGUAUCAUCAAAGAGCGAGGAGUCUGUUGCUGCUGUUGCAUCUGUGAUUGAGGACAUAGAGGAGCGAGCAAAAGCAGCAGCAGCAGCUGCUGCUGAAGCAGCAGCUGCAGCAGCAGAAAAGAAAGGGGCCAGAUGGAGAAAGAGUCAGUGGAUUCUGGGAGCCUGGGCUGUGCUGCAUCAUCUCCUUAUCGUCCCUAUUGCGCAAAUGCUGCUGUGGAGCUGCUGCACGAGAGAUGCGCUGCAGCAGCACCCCGAAUAUCGUUAUUUGCUGCUGGACCAAUCUGUUACUCCUUCGAUGCUUGGGGGGCAGCAGUUUGUGAUUUGCAUGCUAAUUUUGUGGCUUGUGCUGCUGCCUUUAACAGAAAUAGGCAUUUUAUUUUGGCUUAGGAGAAGCGGGAGACCAGUUAUUGAAGAGUGUCCGCUGACGGCGGGUUGGUUUUUGUCUGGGUUUACAGAGCAAUAUUUUUGGUGUCUGCCGGUCUAUGUUAAAAAGAAAAACGUAAUUGCGUCGCGCUCAGCGAGGUCAUCAUUAGGUGUUGCGCUGCUGCUGAUGUGUACGGCCUUCUACAACGACUCCCUCCCAACGGAAGCAGGCAGAAUUGUCCGUACACCCGAACCUCCGGCUGACCUUCAGAUGACCCAUGAGGGUGACCUUAGGCCGAUAGUUCAGUUGGAUAGAAUGCCCGGCUACGGACCGGGUGGUCGUGGGGUUGUGCGUCGUCUGCGACAUCGCUUCAAAGCAGUUCGUCAGUUUGUGGAUUUCUUUCGUUUUGCAAAGACGCGUUUAGAGGCCUUUCGCUCCCCCGAUAUGGAGGAGCUUGUAGAGAUGCAUGAACUCAAGGGCAACCUCAAGUUGGAGGAGGCAGAGAAGGAAGGCAAAGAGGACCUGAGCCGACGUCAUUGGCGUCUGGGUCUACGAAACCCUCAGCUGGAUCUCCACAGAUUAGCAGCACAACUAAACAGAGCGCAGCUGCAAGAGGGCGAGGUGUACAGACACCUCACGCGUCUCAUGCUACUGCCUAGUGCUACACCCGACGUCAAGGAAACCCUCAUAUCCGCCGUCAAGAAGGUCAAGAGCAAACCAAGAGCCCUGGCGGCGCUGUUGCAUUUAACGCUCGUGGAGAAUUUCCCCACCAUAGACGCAAUGGAGGCCUUCAAGAUCCUUAAGAAAGACGGAUUCGACCCGAAUGAGGUAGCAGCUGCAUGCGAAGGUCUGCUGCGGCUUCGGCAGGAGCUGCACAAGCACUGCGAGAGACAGCCUGCGUCUGAGUUAAAGGAGACAUAUAUAAUGGGGUGGCGUUUGGGGCUGCUGCGCUAUCCUUCUUUGCAAGACCCCACUCUUUGUCUCUGUCAAACGAAGACAAUCAAAGACAGAGAAAUUCAAGCAGCAGAAGAAAAAGCAAAAGUCCCAAGCUUAGACCCCAAACACCCUGCAGACGAAGACAUCAAAACCCUACUCCCUCAGGAAGCUGUUCGAAUGGUGUUGCACUGCGGCCUGUUAGACAUCUCGGAUUUCGACUUCGAGGUGGCCAGAGAACUGCCGCGCACACGGUUCCUUGCAAGCGGCCUCGACGAGGAAGGCCGACUCAUUGAAGGCUAUGAAGAGGAGGAAGAGAAGAGAAGGGAAGAACUAACAGAACAGCUCAAGGACAUAGCCCGGACAGCGGGGGCAGCGGUGCCUGCGAAGCCUGCUGCUGCAGCAGAGUUUAGUGCUGCUGCUGCGCUGUUUGAUUUUGCUGCUGCUGAGCCGGAAGCGCUGCAGCAGAAGCGCCGCAUAGAAAGGGCAAUGGAGUUACGAAAAGACUUUCUUUUUGUUUUUCCUCUGGCUCUUCCGGUUGUAAACCCCGCGACUGGGGAGGUCAUCUCAGCAGCAGCAGAGCAGCAGCUGCUGCAGCUGCAGGCGCAGCAGCAGCAGCAACCGCCGAUGCUGCAGCUGGAACAGUACACUACAAAGGCCCACAGAGACAGCCUGGCCGCCAUGCACGCCCUCAAGCUUGAAGUGCUGGGCAUGCGAUUAAAGGUGCUUCAGCGGGAUGUCCUCGUCAUCGGGGCGCCUCGCAGUGCUGUGGGCCCCACAGGUGAUUUGACUGCUCUGGAUUUCAGCAGCCACAGCAACUGCAAGCUGCUGCUGCAGCCGGCGAUGCCGCUGCAGUCUUCGUUUACUGUUGAGGUGUUUGUACAGCUGCCGCUACCCCUAACCUGCAGAUACACCGCGUUGUGCUCAGACGCCGAAGGUAAUGUGCUGCUCUGCAUCGUUCAGAAGCAGUUGCGCAGAAAGCAGCAGCAGCAGCAAGGGGAAUCCGUUUACUUCGCCGACGUAGGCAUACUCAUACCUACAGAUGCAACUGCAGCAACAGGCUCCAGCAGCAGCGAGAACAGCGACAGCAGCGACAGCAGCGACAGCGGCAACAGCAACAGCAGCAGCAAGCGGAAGAAGAAGAAACGCGGAGUUGGGCCUGUGUAUAAGAACGGGUUUAUCUCGUGUUUGAGCAGAAAAGGAGCAGAGAAGGAGAAGCAGCACUUGCAGUCAGCUGUACAUACACCAGACUUCCAUCUGCUGCAUGCAGUACGAAGAGGAGAUGAAAUAACUUUCUUUUUAAAUGGUGUUCGUCUCGGAACCAUCGUCAGAGACUUCGCAAACAUGUUCACAGAAAUGGCUGCAAUUGGCAACCAAAUGCAGGGCGGCAAACCCUCCGCUGUCAUCGCAGACUUCAGCGUCCUGUGUCUUGCUUUGGAUCAGUCAACAGCAGCAUCUCGUUACCUGGAGUUGUCUGCCCUGCGUAACAGCGACAAACUGGGAGAUGGUUUUGCUGCUCUAGUAGAUGCAGCGAAUACUGCUGCUGCAGCUCCUGCAACAAGCCCAGAAGCAGCAGCAGCAGCAGCAGCAGGUCGCAUAGAAUUGGAUAUGCUGCUGGAUAUGAGUUUUGUGGUGGCAGAUCCCCGGCGACCGCGACAUGUAUUCGGUGUCUGUACACCUGAAGCGUAUUCAGCAGUGGUAUAUUAUCUGUCUCUUCCUGGUCGUCAGAUGAAGAAGUGUCCCUCUUCGGGUGUACACGGAGUGAGAUUUGUCUACGGUUGCUUCCCUUCUACUGCUGCUGCUGUUGGUGGCAGCACGAGGAAUGAAAGCCUGCUGCUGCUGCAGCCGCAGGUCCUGUUGCGGCGGGAGCUGUCUGCUGCAGCAGGCUACACCUUGGCUGUCUGGAUAUACACCCCAAUUCCCAAGACGGGGGCCCUUCAUGCCCUCAUCAGUGGCGAUGCAGAGACACAUAUUUGCAUUUCAGAUGAAGACGGCUCUGUGGGGGCGCUGCUGCUGCCUCCAAUCCCUUCUGUAGCUGCUGUAGCAGCAUCCGCAGCAGCAGCAGCCUCUGCUGCUGCUGCUGCUGCUUUACAACAAGAGGCUGACCCCGCAUCUGCAGAAGCCGCAGAAGCGGCAGCAGCAGCAGCUGCUGCUGCUGCUUCUGCUGACGAUGACCAGUGGUCUGUGUGCUCUGACGGCAUCGCACGUGAAUUGUUUCCUUCGGGUCUAAGUUUGGUGGGCGAGAGUGAGGGCUGGCAUUUGCUGCAUGUGGUGGCUGCAGCGACGCCUGUUGAUUCUGCAGCAGAACUAGCAGCGGCAGGAACCUCGCCUGCAGCAGCAGCAGCAGUAAGAGCAGCAGCAGCAGCAGCAAGAGCAGCAGGAGCUGGAGAAGACGCUGGGGGUACUGCAGCCUUCUAUUUAGACGGAGUCCCCAGGGGCCUUAUUCCCAGGGCUUCGUGGGACCCCAUUAAGUACAUCGGCAAUUCAUUAACAGGCAACAAACCUUUCGGCUCGUUCGCACAUCUAAGGGUUUAUGACAGGCCCUUCACCCCCCACGAGGUCUACCUAGACUACACAGGCAAGACCCACAGACUUUACUGGACUUAUCCGCUUCGUUUUGCCUUGACAGCAGCAAGGUCUUCAUACGCAGGUCCCCGUGCGGCUGGUCUGCACAGCAGCAGCAGCAGCAGCAGCAGCAGCAGCAAAAGCAGAAGCAGCAGCAGCGACGACCUGUCUCUGGAUCCCUCUAAAGUAGGGGAAGGUGCAGCAGGGAAGCCCCCCGAGCUGCAGCUGCGCAUACAGUCGGAUGGGGAAUACGUAGAUCUGCUUCCUGCUGCUGCAGCAAAAAAACAUGAGCUCGUUGUUGUGGGGCUGGGGCGCUACGUACAGGCCCCCGAUGGGCAGCUUGCUGCAUGCGACACCGCUGCAAGCAGCCGCCCGCUAACACAAGACAUGGAUGGAGACAGAGAUAGAUAUAGAGACAGAGGUAGAAGUAGUGCUACAGAUAGAGAUGGGGACAAAGACAAAGACAAAGACAAAGACAAAGACAAAGACAAAGACAAAGAGGGAGACAGUGAGGAAGAAAACAGAGACAAGAGAGCAAGUUUGCAUGUGGUACCCCCCAUGCGGCUCAACCCCAGUGGCUUUACUAUUGUCUCCUGGAUUCGUCUCCCCCUCAAACUCACUGGGGCCCCACACGCACUCGCAGGAGACGGCGCAGGCAACGCCUUCGUAGCAACAGAUGCACAGGGAAACACCCUAGGAGUGAUAGCUCGUCCUCGGGUACGUGCAGCUUCUCGCAUUUGUCGUUCGUCUUUGUCGGGGUUUGGGCCCUUUGUGCCUUCGGGUGUCUCUUUAAAGCUGCUAGAGAACGGCUGGCAUCACUUAGUUGCAGUAUGCUCAGAUAAAAGUACUUUCUUUUAUCUAGACGGCCAGCAUAAGGGAGCUGCGCCUGCAAGCUGCAAGGGGCCCUUAGCCGUCGUAGGCAACGCAAACCGUAGACCCUAUAAAAGCAUUCAUAAGAACGCAAACACACGCAAACCCAGCAGCAGCAGCAGCAGCAGCAGCAGCGGGAGCGACAGCAGCAGCGAGGAAGAAGAGGGAGACACAGGAGAAUGCAGAAUGCCUUUUGGGGCCCUGUACAACUUUCAGGUGUACAGACACCCCAUGACCCCACAACAGGUCGAGGAGCUCUAUCAACACGAAAAGAAACUCAUGAGCCUCCAUCGGGUAUCCGGCUGA
Messenger RNA from Eimeria acervulina, 8409 nucleotides. RefSeq lists its product as hypothetical. The record is from RefSeq and is a predicted model, not a curated record. Bases 1 to 8409 code for a protein of 2802 amino acids. Gene Ontology annotation, biological process: pyridoxal 5'-phosphate salvage. Gene Ontology annotation, cellular component: cytosol. The transcript has 26 exons. Gene Ontology annotation, molecular function: pyridoxal kinase activity. Lineage: Eukaryota; Apicomplexa; Conoidasida; Eucoccidiorida; Eimeriidae.